Messenger RNA from Oppiella nova, 765 nucleotides. NCBI's taxonomy places the organism in Eukaryota, Metazoa, Arthropoda, Arachnida, Sarcoptiformes, Oppiidae. The record is from the annotation of a GenBank genome assembly.
AUGACCUAUAAAUGUCUAGACCAGACCAACCAGGGGCUCAAAUAUGCCUCAGAGAGAGUUCACUGGACGAGACAUCACUUUCGACGACGACGACUAUCGCAGCCCCCGUCGGAGGGACUCAAUCAGACUGUUCUCCACGUGAACCCCAGCAUCAGUUAUGUCAGGAUAUACUUGUUUGUGCGAGAGUUCGCAUUACAAGAUAUCCUCAAAUUUAUAUCACAUAAAGUGAACUCUUGUAGUAAUAAAGAGAACUGUCGUAUAAAUGCAUUCAAUCCCAGUGAUGAUGACUUGGAUGAUAUGGACAAUGAACUGUCCAUUAGUGAAGACAAUCCGUCGGAAACCAAUGAUAACAAUACCAACGACACGAAUGUGAGUCCAAUAAAUGUGAGAAAACAGACGCCAAACACAAUCGACUCCAUAACCAUCGAAGUCAACCAAAUCUGUUCAAUAGUUCUUCACGUCAGACCAAUUCAAGUCCUCCUCAAAGUGCAAAUACCGGUGAAAAGCCAACUGUUGCUGACGCGCAAACAUAUACUAUUAAUUCAGGUACCGGAGUUUUCAUGUGUAGAGAAAAUGUUAAGAAAAGUCCAAAUUGAAUGUUGCGAUGAGACAGAGCCCAGUGGAGUGAGGAGUAUAAGGGCCGUCACCCUCGACUCGCCCAUCCAUUGUGAGGCACCUAAGAAUGCGGUGUCAAACAUGUCGAGUGCAAUGCAAUGCAAUACCAAUUUAUACCAAUUUUUUAAGCCUAUGCCAAACCAUUUCUGA